CAACGUCUCCUAGCAGCGGAACGUGGAGAAGCAACUUCAACCCUCCGUCUCCAACUGCUGCGAUGUCGCGGUCUUCUUGACAGCUUCGACGAAGGUCAUGAUAUAAGCCCGCCUCGCGCUGUUCAGCAUGGAACAGCCAUUCUCAACCUCGAAAGUAACAGUCGAGUACCAUGAUCCCUACGAUGUCUACAAGCUGCUAGCGCCGGGCCUGAUCCCUCGCCUCCCGCUGCGCGAUCUCAACUGGCAGUCGCACGCGGGCCCACUACGUUCCAUCAACACCCUCCACAUCGAGCUGGUCCCAGCCGGCGUCGAUUAUUCGGCCAUCUUUACUCCGCUCUCCUCUCCGAACCCGAAGACCCCGAGUCCUGGCGAUACUGCCGUGUCGGCCAGCCGCGACGAUGGUUUCCAGACAGCACCCAUUGGCAGCAGGGCAGGUUCCACGGAACAGCAGGGUGAUUCGGUGGCCGGCACACUACGCCCACCAGCAGGAGGCGCCGCCAAGGAACGCAGACACCAGAUUCCCGGCCUGCGCAGGACACCCUAUCUCAAGGUUCUGUUAGUGAGAUGCGACGACAACGACUCGUACAAGGCAACCACGAGAUCCGAGAUACGCGAGUGGAUCAAGACGAACACGGUCGGCAUCCAGGGGAAGUCGGGCAGCACCGCCGAGAACCAUGACGCCUUUGAGUGGCUUAUCAUUCACGUUGUCCUGCCCAAUUCCACCGCAGCGACCCAGCCUCGUAUCUCGGGCAAGGCACCAGACUCGAGCUCCGAUGCCAAGACGUCGUCCCGAUGGCGUGGGGGAUCGAGCACCUUGCUGGAGAAGAUGCGCGCCGACUUCAACGGCUCCUCCAAAGGCGCCGUUGACCGUGUGAGGCAAAUCCGCAUCGGUAUCAACGACGUGCCGUAUAACAUGCUGCCGCGCGUCGUUCCGGCCGUGCCAACGGGAUACACCGAGACGGAGCAAGAUGCCGAGGUCGCCUGGACCGACUUAAUUACGAAGUUCAAGGAGCUCAUCCUCUCAAGUUUCGACAGGCGCGUCAGUCAGUAUGAGGAGGAUAUCAAGGAGAGAGAUGCCCAGAGGAGCCUUCCCGGCUGGAACUUUUGUACCUUUUUUAUCCUCAAAGAAGGCUUGGCCCGCGGGUUCGAGAGCGUGGGUUUAGUCGAAGACGCUCUCGUCGUGUACGAUGAGCUGAGUGUCGGAUUGGACAACAUCAUCAAAGAGCAGGCGAUCGCGGAAUCUGCCGAGACACACGGUGGCGCGCUGCUCAGUUACACUGAAGACUUGAAAGAGCUCGCCCAGAGAGCCAUGGCCGAGAUUGGGGGGGGACAACUUGAGUUUGACGAUGAGGAAGCCGUCGACCUCCAAUCUACGGGAAAGAAGCGCACCGAGACCUUUGACAGCAUUCCCAUCAGCUCGUCCAGAAAAUCAUACCGGGAUCUCAUCCUCGCCAACAACGUGUCGCUCUUUGACUUUAGAUGCUACAUUUUCUCUCGCCAGAUCGCGCUUCUCCUCCGCUUGGCAAAUGCGUGGUCGACGCGGGAAGAGCUCCUUGCUAAGCUCAAGGAGCAACAAGAGCUGGCCCCUCGCGGCGUUGCUCCUAGGACGCCUAUGCCAAAGAUGACGGAGGAGCCAGAGAUCUUGCUGCAUCUCGCUGAGAUAUGCAAGCGGACGCUCGAGUUCGUCCCAGCCGUGUCGGCGGUCAUGAGGGCAGACAUCGUGGCAGCCAAGGUUGAGGGAGAUAGAGCUGAGGCCCAGCUGCCCCUAGACCCAUUGCUCUCAGAGGUCAUUGACAACAUGGUCUCUUCUUUCGCCUUCUCUGUCGCCCAGCAGAUCCUCGCCCAGACUUCAACAAAAGCCCUUCCCAUUCCGCCGUCGACGCUCGGCACGCCCGAGGCCCACGAGCAAAAGGCUGCAAUACCGGAGCCGAAAACCAUGAUGCAUCCGGCCCGGAGCUCAUCACUCAUCACCCAAGCGCGUCCGGGCCCGCCGUUGAGUCCGCUCGGGUUUCCGGGACCUGGCCGUCCCGAGGAAGCCGGCCCUGCUCCCCCCUAUCUCAAGUCUGGUCUCGAAGAGCUCGCGGCCCAAAGAGCCGAGCUGUGCACUUUGUCCAGAAACAUCCUCCAUGAGUGCGGCAAGAAACGGGGUUGGACGGACGGCUGGGCGUUGGUGCCUAUAGUUGGAGAAACGGGCAUAUCCGAGAUGGAGGACAUCAACCUUGAGGACGACGACAAGGCUGAGCCGAAGUCAGAGGUCUCAGAACACCUUCAAAGGUCGGUUUCUGGCGUGGGCAAUACUCUUUUACGGACAGCCCUCGACAACAAGGACGACUUUUACCGCCUGUACGAGACGCUGAUUGAUAAGGCACUGCGUCACUACACGGUGGCCAGCCACACGCACUCGGUCCAGGCCGGCAUGGCCGACCUCGCCGUGCUCAAGUUUCACCUGGGCGAGUACAAUGAGGCAGCCUUUUACUUUUACCGCGUCAUCCCCUUCUUUGGCCAGAGCGGGUGGAGCCUCCUCGAGCUGUCCAUGCUGGUUAUGUACGCGCGGUGUCUGAAGGAGCUCAAAAAGCUGGACGACUACGUCAAUAAGGCCCUGUUCCAGCUGCUGACCAAGGCUGCUGCUGCGGAACGGGAUCGGCUGCAGCAGAGAUUGCGGUUCCGCGUCGGGCUCCCCGCGGCCACCCAGUAUCCCGAGGCGUCGGCGAUAUCCGGGUACCUUGCAGACCUGUUGAGCGUCUCAGUGUCACUGGAGAAAGACGUCAAGAUCCCAUUGGUGAAUUUCUUUUGCGACUUGGGCCUGGAUGGACCACCGAUGUACGACGAAGGCCAGGACAGCUUCUCGCUUUUCUUGGAUCUGCACAGCCUGCUAGUGGACGAAUUCAAGGCCGACACAGUCAGAGUGCGAAUCUCGAGCCCCGCGGCUGGAGGCAACAAGGAAAUAUGGUUGCAGACCAAGGACCCAGUUACUAUCCGCCCUGGUCCGAACAAGGUGAAGGUGCAGGGCACGAUGAUGAUGGCUGGGACCUUCGAGCUGGAUCAAAUCCGCUUGUGCAGCAGCAAGGUUCUUCUACACUAUGAGCGGGACGCGUACCAACCGGCCGAUAAGGCGUCGGCCGUCAAAAACGCGCGAGUGGCGCUCUAUCAGCGCACCAGCUGCCUCGACGUGGAGCUCACGGGCGCCCCGGACCUCCAGCUCGACAGGAAGAAGUCGCUGGAUCUGGAGCUGUCGACCGGGUGGAACGACAUCACGAACUGCGAAGUCAGAAUCAAGGCGGCCACGGGCGGUUUGAGGCUCGUCAUGAGCGAGGCCGAGGUGUUGGGGUCGCUCCAACCGACCAAAUCGCAGGGAGGCUCGUUCAUGUUUGGCGCCAUGCCAGCACACAGCUCGGUCAAGAUCAGGUUCCCUUUUACAGUUGAAAACGAUGUCCUCGUCGUGACCGUCCGAGCCGAGGUAAUCUACUCGACUGACAAGGGAACGUUUUCCUUUUUCAAAGCGUCCUCAGUUCCGAUUGCGCUCGCCUUGGAGGUCAAUGUGCAAGAUAUCUUCAAGCACGAGGCUCUCUUUUCGAGGUUCGCCGUGUCCACGGCUAGUGACAGCCCCCUGCGGCUGCUGAAGAGCGAGUUGCUGGGUUCGGACCUUUUCGAGGCGCACUUUGGGCAGCCGUCGAACCAGCCAGUGCUGGUUUUCCCCAAGCAGCCGGCAAGCCUGCUGUACAAGAUCACGCGGAAACCCGGGUCUAAGCUCGGGCCCAAGGUGAGAAAGACGCUGUACCUCAAGCUCUACUAUAGCGUCAUCCAAGACGAAAUCCGAGACCUCUUCAGCCGCUCUCUCACCGCCAAACUCGAGUCGACCCCGCUCAAGGAGUUCUCCAAGCUGGUGGUCUCCAAAGUCCUCGGGCGCGUGCAAAACAACCUCUCAGCGUUCGACCUCGAAAAGGCCACCCUCCUCGGCGAGCUCCCCACUUCCUUCCUCUCAGCCAUCAACUGGGAGAAGCAAUUCCCGGGUCUCGGCGCCAGUAGCCAGCAGGUAUCAGCGUUCCUCCGCGCCUGGCUUCACGCCCACCCCACCCUCCCCCUUCUCUUCCACUACCCCGAGCUACAACCAUCAACAAAGACGAACACGAUCCUCAUCCCGGUCGACAUCCCGCCCGUCUCGGUGGUCCACACAGCCGACAUCCGUCUGCACCAGCCGUUGCCCAGCCUCACGGAUGAUGCAGCGGGUUGUCCUCCGACGGUGGUAGUCAACCAGGUCCUGCCCGCGACACUGCAUCUCAAGUGGACCAGGAUAUGGGACACGUCGUCUGCCGGCGACCGGCGGAACCAGGACCUCGAGUUUGGGUACGAGAUCGUGGCGGCGAGUGAUACUUGGUUGGUGGGCGGGAGGAGGAAGGGACAUUUCGUCAUUCCUGCUUAUGAGCCUACUAUAACAACAGAUGGAGAUGGUGGUGGUGGUGGUAGUGGUGGUGGGGAGGGGAUGAUGAGCUCGACGGUGGAAACAGAGGCCGAGAUUCCAGUUGUGCUUGUCCCGCUCAGGGAGGGGUGGUUGAGUUUUCCGGGGGUCGAGAUCAAGCCUGUCGGGGGCGGCGGCGGUGGUGGGCGUGGUGAGGAUGGGGCUGCUGUUGGCGGGUAUGGGCAGUGUGAGACAGACUUUAGGAACUUGGGCGAGACGGUGUGUGUGGUUGCGGACCGGGGCAAGGUCACGCUGAGUUUGGAUGCCAGUGGCGCGUCCGGGGGACCGUUAGUACUCGAGUGUGAGGGGUGGGCGGGGGGCGAGGGACGGGUUGUCGUUUGA
Molecule: messenger RNA, 4798 nt
Organism: Parathielavia appendiculata
Lineage: Eukaryota; Fungi; Ascomycota; Sordariomycetes; Sordariales; Chaetomiaceae
Exons: 2
Coding region: 128-4798 (1556 amino acids)
Biological process (GO): early endosome to Golgi transport; intra-Golgi vesicle-mediated transport
Cellular component (GO): TRAPPII protein complex
Source: RefSeq, a predicted model, not a curated record